Messenger RNA from Cynocephalus volans (Philippine flying lemur), 2915 nucleotides. RefSeq names its product Myb/SANT DNA binding domain containing 4 with coiled-coils (gene MSANTD4). Bases 242 to 1279 code for a protein of 345 amino acids. Lineage: Eukaryota; Metazoa; Chordata; Mammalia; Dermoptera; Cynocephalidae. The record is from RefSeq and is a predicted model, not a curated record. The transcript is spliced from 3 exons.
GGGGCGAUCGUGCGGAGGUGCAGCCGGGGUCGCAGGUGAGCGGUUCUGUGCUGGAGGAGGCAGCCCUGGAAGCGGUGUCUUCGCGUACGGAAUUAUCCAGCCCACCUCUGCUACUACUGUAGAUGAGCUCAGCAAUUUGAACUGUCAACGAGGGAUUGUCCUUGGUUUUUGUGCUUUGCAGCAUUGCCCAAGUUCUUUUCACAUCUUCUCUUACUGUAAAAACUGCAUUUAAGUUAAAAAAAUGAAGCAGUUGAAAAGAAAGAGGAAAAGCAAUUUUAGCGUUCAAGAAACUCAGACCCUUUUGAAAGAAAUUACAAAGAGAAAAGAAGUCAUUUUUUCCAAGCAGCUCAAUACGACGAUUAACGUGAUGAAGCGAAUGGCUUGGGAGGAGAUCGCGCAGUGUGUGAAUGCCGUGGGAGAAGGAGAACAGAGGACAGGGACGGAGGUGAAGAGAAGGUACCUGGACUGGCGGGCACUUAUGAAGAGAAAGAGGAUGAAAGCCAACAUUAAGCUGGUUGGUUCAGGGUUUCCCCUUCCCACGUCCGACUUAGAUGACUCCCUCACAGAAGAGAUAGAUGAAAAGAUUGGAUUCCGCAACGAUGCAAAUUUUGACUGGCAAAAUGUGGCAGAUUUCAGGGAUGCAGGUGGAUCCUUAACAGAGGUCAAAGUGGAAGAAGAAGAAAGGGAUCCCCAGAGUCCUGAGUUUGAGAUUGAAGAGGAGGAAGAAAUGUUGUCAUCGGUCAUACCAGAUUCCAGGAGGGAAAACGAACUUCCUGAUUUCCCCCACAUUGACGAGUUCUUUACCCUUAACUCAACACCGUCUAGAUCUGCAUUUGAUGAACCCCAUUUGCUUGUAAACAUAGAGAAACAGAAACUAGAGUUGGAAAAACGCCGACUGGAUAUUGAGGCUGAAAGAUUGCAGGUGGAAAAGGAACGCCUGCAGAUUGAGAAAGAGAGGCUGCGGCAUUUAGACAUGGAGCACGAGCGGCUGCAGCUGGAGAAGGAGCGGCUCCAGAUUGAAAGAGAGAAGCUGAGGUUACAGAUAGUCAGUUCAGAGAAACCAUCUUUGGAAAAUGAACUUGGUCAAGGAGAAAAGUCUCUACUUCCACCACAGGACAUAGAAACAGAGAAGCUAAAACUUGAGCGAGAACGCUUGCAACUGGAAAAAGAUAGGCUGCAGUUUUUGAAGUUUGAAUCAGAGAAGCUGCAGAUUGAAAAGGAACGCUUACAAGUAGAGAAAGAAAGACUUCGAAUUCAGAAGGAAGGACACUUGCAGUGAUUUUUCUAGGCCUCCAUUUAGUGAAUGUUUGUAAACUGUAGUUUUUUCUCAUAUCAGGUGAUAUAAACAUGGUUGCUGGAUUAGCUAAACUUUUUCAUGUCUCAUGUCAGUGUUUUCAGUAGGAAAAAGAUAGUUCUAUGUGGAUAACUAUGCUUAAGUAGUAUAUUAUAUAAAAACUAUGUUAUGGCCUAGCAUAAACAGCAUAAUAGAAACUUACUAUGCUGGACUCUUUACAUUAGCAAUAGUACAUAGAGUCUGUAUAAUCUGUGCACCCAGAGUUUACAAUUAUGUCUUAGUAAAAUUCUAGCCCUGAGGUUCUCAACUAGUGGUAAUUUUGGCCCCCAGAAGACAUUUGGAAAUGUCUGCAGACAUUUUUGCCCAUCAAACUGGGGUGGGGGGAAGAUAGGUUCUACUGGCAUCUGGUACGUAGAGGCUGAGGAUGCUGCUAAACAUCCUGCAAUGCACAGGACAGUCCCCAACAGUAAAGAAUUAUCCAACCCCAAAAGACAUUAGUGCUGAGGUUGAGAAACCCUGUAUUGUCCUAACUAUGUACCUCUAUAGCUAUGUCUUUACAGUUUUAGACUAUUAAAAGCUCAGAUAUUUAUGUGGGUAAGUACUUAUAUCACCAAAAACUAUAACUAUGAAAUGUUAUCAUGUAGUAUAUUGAAUAUUAGAAGUGAUGAAGAUUAUAGGUAUUUUAUUUCCAUGUUUCCAUCUAUAAGUAGCCUGAGAUUCAGAAAACAAUACAGGGAACAUCAAAGAUUAUCUAAAAUGGGUCACUUUGAAAAGCAGUUCUUUCUAGCUAUUGAUGUUUAGAAGCAAGACACAAUUUUCAUGCUUUAGUUCCUUUUCUCUGAAUUCAUUGUCCGUUGUAUACAAAAAUUGUCAUUUCAACCGUUUACUGAACUCUUAUGUAAGUAAAUGGUUUAAGCUAGUGAAAAUGAUACCAAUAUAAAAAUGGUACCAGUAGUUCAUGAACUCGAUCCCAGUGAAUGGUUGUUUGACUCAAAAUAAAAAUAAGUCAUAGCAGCUAUUUGGGAAUGAGGUAUGGGGGAGAAUGUCCUCUGUAUCAAAUAAUAAUUAUGAUGUUGAAUAAUGAUAGUAGCCCUGUGUUAUGGAUUGAGGGAAGCACUUAUCACACACUAUCUGACCUAAUCUGUAGAACAUUUCUUGAGAAUGGUAUCUAUUAUUUUUGAAUCUGAAGCUCAGAGAAGUCACGCAGUGAAUAAAUGGUUGAUCUUUUAUAUUGUAGCAUAUUUGUCUCUUCCCCUCCCUGAGGAACAAAGUUUGUAUCUUCAGUCCCUUUGUUAUUUAUUCUGAGACCAGGGGCUUGCUUAACCUGGUGAUUUUCCUUCAGUUCACUGAAGGUGCUUUUUCCACAAUCCAGUUGAUUCUCAUGCACAGUAAAGUGGGAAAUCACUGCACGAGAUUCCUCUGUGUUUUCUGAUUUCCAGGGCUGAUAUGUAGCUUUAAUACAUCUAUUGAUAGAAACUACCUUGAUUCUGUGUUUGUUCCUUGUUAAUUUAAGAAUGGCUUGAAACUGUAUGUUAACAUUUGAGUAUGGGUAUACAAGGAAAAAAUACCCUUCUGCUUACUUACAAUGACUUUGAAAUAGUGUUAUUUUUCUAUAACUGAA